Seriola dumerili (greater amberjack) is the source of this 510-nucleotide messenger RNA. RefSeq names its product cytochrome c oxidase copper chaperone. Gene Ontology annotation, cellular component: mitochondrial intermembrane space. Bases 77 to 280 code for a protein of 67 amino acids. NCBI's taxonomy places the organism in Eukaryota, Metazoa, Chordata, Actinopteri, Carangiformes, Carangidae. Gene Ontology annotation, molecular function: copper chaperone activity; copper ion binding. The record is from RefSeq and is a predicted model, not a curated record. The transcript is spliced from 4 exons. Gene Ontology annotation, biological process: mitochondrial respiratory chain complex IV assembly.
CGGAACACGUGGGGACGUUCUUACCGUUCAUUUUGAAGGUGAAGCAUCUACCAGCCGGACUCCAUACAACCUGAAGAUGUCGACUGUGUCUGCAGCCAGCAUGGAGUCUGCUCCUGUGACUGAGAGCACUGAGCAGAAGAAGCCACUGAAGCCAUGCUGUGCUUGUCCGGAAACAAAGAAAGUCAGAGAUGCUUGCAUCAUUGAAAAGGGAGAGGAAAACUGUGCAAAACUAAUUGAGGCACAUAAAGAUUGCAUGAGGGCACUUGGAUUCAAGAUUUAACCACUCCAUUUUGUGUGUGUGUGUGUGCUGCUGUGUGAGUGGAGGACAAACCUGGAUUUUCCUUUCUUCUCCCUUCCCCCUUAUUUAUACCUCUAUGUGAAGGGAAAUGUGGUGAUCAUGCACUUGGGCUCUGAUGGGUUUGAUCUCUUUGUGAAAAUUGUUUUUUAAAGUCUUCAAAAUUUUGAGAAGUUUGACUGUCUGAAAUUGAAUAAAAGUUCUAUGCAAUAAGA